Messenger RNA from Engraulis encrasicolus (European anchovy), 6077 nucleotides. RefSeq lists its product as uncharacterized. Gene Ontology annotation, cellular component: cytoplasm. NCBI's taxonomy places the organism in Eukaryota, Metazoa, Chordata, Actinopteri, Clupeiformes, Engraulidae. The coding region runs from base 82 to 4872 and encodes 1596 amino acids. Gene Ontology annotation, biological process: tRNA aminoacylation for protein translation. The record is from RefSeq and is a predicted model, not a curated record. Gene Ontology annotation, molecular function: asparaginase activity; beta-aspartyl-peptidase activity; acyltransferase activity. The transcript has 4 exons.
UUGGAUGCAACAAAACUUGUUGUGCAGUGGCCUUCUCUCCGUUGUGCUGGCAUUUAUAUUUCAACACGUUCAGGACUGAGGAUGGCGCUGCAUGACUACCCUAUACCAGACCUGGACGUGACACUGCAGGAGGCGGGCCGCGUCCUCCAGCUGACCCUUAGCCCCGACCUCUACAUGCAGUACAAGGCCGCGCUCUCCCAGCAGAGGGACAUCCUGCAGGAGGCCCAGAGGAAGCUCUCGGAGGCCAGCGCGGGCCGCGAGAACUGGGUCACCGAGCAGUUCAAGAGCCGCCUGCUGUCCUGCGGAGACGCCCUGCCCAUCUCCACCGCCAUCCCCACCGUGCUGCCGCGCUCGCGGGCAUGGGGAGCGGAGGGGCAGGGGGAGGGGGCAGGGACGGGGACUGGGGACGGCGUAGGGCGGGCUGCGGCCCUCAUGUGGGCCAUGGCCAAGCUGCACAGCGAGCCCUCACUGGUGGAGGGGGGUGACGUCGCCAUGGAGCGCACGCAGCAGUCUGAGGUGUUCGCCGCCAGCCGCCUGCCGGGGAGGAAACAGGACGAGGUCAAGCUCUACCCAGACAGCCUUCACGCCGUGCUCACCUGUCGUGCAGGUGCGUUCCCCGUCCAGCUGCUGCGCCGGCCGCGUGAGGGCGAGGGCGGCCCCUGCACAGCCUUGCCCCUGAGAGCCAUCUACCGCCAACUGCAGCACAUCAGCACGCUGCCCGCCGCAGACACCGCCCACGACGCCUCCGCCAUCUGCGAACUGUCCUCGCUGCCGCGCCGAGACUGGCACACGGCCCGCGAGAAGAUCCAGAAGAAGGGCGGGGCCACCGCGGCCUCGCUGGAGGUCAUGGAGAGUGCCAUCUUGGCGGUGUCGCUGGAGGACGGACCGGCACCCACGGACCUGGCCAGCACGCUCAACGCAGUCAGGCUCGGGGGGAGGGGAUGGAAGUGCCUGCGGUAUUACGACAAGGUGGUCAACAUGGUGGUGUUCAAAGACAGCGUGGCAGGCUUGGUGUUCGAGCACUGCACCGUGGAUGGCAUGGUGGCCGGGCUUGUGGCCGAGAGCGUCUUUUACCUGUCGGAGGCUCAGAGCAAGAAUUUCAUCCGUGCUCACGCAGAAAGUCAAUCAGACUCUGCUGAUGGCAUCCCAAAACCUGAACCCUUGACAUUCCAACUGGACGACAUCAGUAUUCCGAGUCACCUGGCGAACACAACCACUCCAGAAACCCACCCCAUCCUCACGUUCGAAAUGCCCUCGUACCCCGACGUCUUUACCCUCCUGAGGAGUCAGCGAGGGGUCUACGACGCUUGGGUGAACUUUGCACUGCAGCUCAGUUUGAGGCAAACGCUCGGGGAAGCAGCAGUAAAACACAUCAUGGUGACCCCCACACACAUGCGGCAUUACAAGCACGGCCGCUGCGAUCCCACCUACUCCCUCACGAGCCGAUCUAGGAAGUUAGUCAGCGCUCUGGAUACGUGCGUUGGACCGGAUGGGAAUCCAAGGUACACCAAGGAGCUCAUCAGCAUGUUCCACUCUGCCCUUCUUGAGCACAAGGGUCUGAUCAAGGCCACAAAGAAUGGUCAGGGAGUGGGUCCACACUUGGCAGUCUUGCGCCAUUGCAUGUCUCCAAACAAUCCCCUGAAAAAGUUCCUCGAUCCCUUCGGAUGCCCGUCUGUGUAUCUGACAGGGAAAGACCUGAUGGAAGGCGUUGAGUGCGCCGUCGGAAAUGUGUAUGCCCGUGACCAACUCGCAGUCACCUACCUCGGGAGGAAAGACCGUGUUCGCAUCGUGCUGAAUGGAAAAGGUAGCUUUGCGGGAGUACUGGACAAGCUUCACGCAAGCCUGCAGAUGACACUGAAGCUAGUCAUGCUGCUGGCGGUCAGGUAUGCCAUCGCUGGACAGAUGGGCGCACUAGAGUGUCUCCUGAAGGAACGUGAGGAACUCCAUAUCAAUGGCGGCCUGGAGCCAAAGGUUUCCAAAGGCCCUAAUGCGAGUGGAAAAGCGCCACAAUCCAGGGAGAUGAAGCCAGACUUCACAGUGUUAAUUCACGGCGGUGCUGGCGAAGAUGUGUCUUUGAACCAGAAAGUGGUCGAAGUCCUUGAGUUUGCCCUGGAAACUGCACUGGGUCUAGGAGCACAAGUUCUGAGAAGAGGAGGAAGCAGCUUGGAUGCAGUGGAGAGAAGUGUUGUGGCCCUGGAGGAUUGUUUCCUCUUCAACGCUGGCAAAGGCGCUGUUUACAACAAAGAUGGCCAACAUGAGCUGGAGGCCUCUAUCGUGGAUGGCAGCGGGAGCAACUCGGGAUCCGUGGCCUGCCUGCGCACAGUGAAAAACCCAGUGAAAGCAGCCAGAAAAGUCAUGGAAAAAAGUGUCCACUCCCUCUUGGUUGGAGAUGGUGCUGAAGAGUUUCUGCAAUCACUGCCCGAAAACGACAAGCCAGUGGGAGCAGAUUACUUUUACACUGACGUACGCCGCAGAGAGCUAGACACCAAACUAAACAGCGUUUCGACCACCAAAAACAACCAUCCACAAACUGUGGGAGCGGUUGCUCUGGACAGGUGGGGAAAACUCGCGGCCGCAACCUCAACAGGUGGCCUUGUUGGCAAGUGCAAAGGCCGAGUGGGGGAUACGGCGGUGAUGGGUGCCGGAGUAUACGCUGAUGAGAAAGUGGCCGUGACAUGCUCGGGUGAUGGAGACGUUUUCCUCAGACAAACGGUUGCCAAGCGAGUCGCUAGUCUGUACACCCACAAAGGCUACUCACUCAGACAUGCUUGCCAGACUGUGAUCUCUGAGGACCUCAGAGGCUGCCAGGCUGGCAUCAUAGCAGUGGAUCACAAAGGCGAAGCUGUAAUCGAGACAAAUGCGGCUGUGAUGCUGAUCGCAUCGGUGGUCAAUAACACGGUUCGAGCAGAAGUCUUCAGACCAGCCAUGUCUUUCUCCAACAUAGUUUGGGAGGAUAAUGAGCUGGUGGCCUAUCUCCAGCCUGACCCGUGCACCCCCGGGGCCACAGUCCUUACUCGCAGAUCCCUCAGCGGCCCUAGUAGCAUUUUUCAGCUCACGGAGGCCAACUUCAUGACAAUGCUAAUGGGGGCUAGAAGAGUUGCUAAUCUGCUGUGUAAACGACUCGUUGUCCAUCGCUGUGCCCUUGUAGUGUAUCCCGAGCAUGACCAACCAGUCCAGAUCAAAGUGCUGCCCCUUCAUGGCCUGGAGGCCAGCUGGAAACCUUACCUUGCUGGUGAGAAAGAGUUCAACACCAGCGACCCUGGCUACUGUAGCUCCAAGAGUGGCCCGAGGUGUGAAGAGGCUGAACUCGACGAUGUCCUGGCCAAGAUACGAGCCAAGCUACCAACACCAAAUGCCCCGUCUUGCUACGACUUCCUUGGAGACAGCUCACAUAACAAUCUUUUCUCAAGAAUCGUCCGCGGCGAUGAGAAACAGUGGCGGGUGUGGGAGGACAGUAGUCACGUGGCCUUCCUGACACCAUUUCCCAACACGCCUGGACUCACGGUAUUGGUUCCACGCAAACCACUACCCAGCGACAUCUUCAGGCUACAGGAGGAGGACUACACAGGCCUAGUCCUUGCCACCCGGAAGGUUGCGCAACUUCUUCAGGAAGCCAUGCGGGCCAGAGGAGUGGCUCUCAUCUUUGAGGGCUUUGAAAUCGAUUACGCCCACGCCAAAUUGAUACCUCUAGUCUCUUCCCCCUGUCACAAUACCUCCGCCACGACUGUACCCCCAAAGUUUUUCCAAACCUACCCAGGGUUUGUCACCUCAGCCAGUGGGGCGAAAGCCUCAGCAGAAGAACUAAAAAAGAUCCACAACCAGAUCACACAGAACACAGCCCCAAAGUCUUGGGAGGAUCCUCAAAGCCAUGCCACGUUAGCGAUAAACAGUCAGUGGUAUCGGAAUCUCUUCCAGAUUCAGAACACCCUGUUCCAUAGCACUGUAGAGUACUUCAACAACACGUGUCACUACGCCUACGCCCUGACCCCCAUCACGACCGAUACCAUCUCGUCCCCAAUGGGACUCGGGUCUGACUCGGAGCCUGUGCUCGUCAACUUCCUGGGGCAGGACGCGUUCCUGGCCGAUUCCAUGCAGUUUGUUCUAGAAUACUUCCUGCGGUUCCAAGAGGGUCUCCUUGGUGCGUACUACAUCUCGCCCAGCUUCAGAGGAGAAGAGCCUGAUACCACACACCUCAACCAGUUCUACCAUGUGGAGUGUGAGCUCCAGGGUGACAUGGACGCCGCCAUUAUGGUAGCCGAGGGCUUUGUGGCUCACCUCACAGAGCAGAUGCUGAAAAGACACGCCAUCAUCAUCCAGAACACCGCGGGCACCCUGUCUCACGUACAACACCUCCUGAAGCAGCUGGGAGGCGGGGGACGGCUUCCGCGGGUGACCCUGGAAGAGGCCAUCCCCAUGAUGCCCUCCCCAGACUGUCUGGACUGGGUGCAAGAGGGCCAGCCCCAGUUCGGCAGGAAGCUCACGCGAAAAGGCGAGCAGGUGCUGAUGGAUAAGUACGGCGGCGCCGUUUGGCUCACGGAGAUGGACCACCUCGGAGUGCCGUUCUACCAGGCCUACGUGGAAGGUUCGAGCAGGUCCAAGGCCAAGUCUGCCGACCUCCUUCUGGGCCUGGGCGAGACGAUAGGGCUUGGCGAGCGCCACCCCACCACGGAGCUGGUGCAGGAGGCCCUGAGGCACCAUGCGGUUCCGGAGGAGUCCUACAGAUGGUACAUGGGCAUGCGGCAGGUCAUGCCUCUGCUCACCAGUGGGUGGGGCAUGGGCACCGAGCGCUUCCUUUGCUGGCUCCUCCAACAUGACGACGUCAGAGACAUGCACAUCAUACCGCGACUCAAGGCCAAACGAUACAUGCCUUAAAGGAGAUUCUCAGCACUUUGGGAACUUAAAGGAACACUAAGCAAUUUGAGCCUUCAAAUGUUUUCCAGUACAUGUUGAGAGGUAUUUCAGAAUUUGAUUUUCCAUCCUACAUGGGCUAUGCCAUCAUUAACUAAGUUAGGAGGAGCAGGGCUGUCUCUCUGUAGUUCUAAGCCUGACUAUUCUGCUUCCAACCUGUAGGGUGAACUAAAAGAAACACUAGUUAGUGUUCCUUUAAACAAAGUUUAUACAUGCCUUAAAUACUGUUUAUACUUGCCCAAACCUAUGUUUAUAUAGUCUUUAAACAGUGUACGCCUUAAACCCAUUUCCCCUAGAUGGAUGAACAAUAUAAAUAAAAGACACAAAUGCAAAGAAUUUGUUCACUACAUGAACAUAUUGGUUGUGCACAUCUGCACACGAUACCAAAUUAACCGUCAUUCCUAUGUGAUCAUAAUGAACCGAUAACUUUCAGUAUAAUAAAUCAUGUAUUGAUGUAUUAAUGAUACAAAUGACAUUGAGCUUUACUGUGGACAGGCAUGUGUAUAAUCCAAAUAUUUAAAAAGAGAAAUGUUGGGAGACUCGGAUGAUGACAGAUGCCUGUCACUUAAAUACCCUAUUCCAAUGUAUCCACAAAAUAUGUUUUAGACUUAGGACUGAUGGAUUAAAUUUUAAAAAUGAAUCUACGUAUCUGUUAUAAAUGUUGUCGUGCCAAUUGAGGUUGUCUGUUAUUUUUACAAAAUACUUAUGUUUGUUGGAUUGAGAUGAUGUAGAGAUUUAAAGUUGGUUUACUUUUCCAUAAAGGACAGUCAGGAGGCAUUUAAAUUGAAUAUCUGAGUGUAUGAUUGUGACUAGACAGCUUUACAUCUAGAACAUGCUAUAAUAUAGAUGCUUAUAUAAUAUAAGCACAAAAUAUAGUGCUUUUGUAUUUUUGAAUCUUUAGUUAUUGGCUGUCCAUCAUGUUCCAUCUAACUCACUGUAUAUGUAUCACUUUUUGUUUUUGCGUAUUGUUUUCCUUUUUUAUUACUUACUCCUACUUUGCACACCAUCUUGUGCCAACAAAGGUGAUAAUUACGUGAUGUGAUAAUUAAGUUAAUGAGUGGUUUGACAAGCCUCUUGAAAUGCAAAUAUGAAUUCCCUACAGAAAACAAUGAUGUUGGAUGUUCCAUUCUACAUUUCUUUAUGUAGUUAUAGUUUUCAUUAUAUCAAUA